This is a messenger RNA of Bufo bufo (common toad), 948 nucleotides long. Its product is annotated as free fatty acid receptor 2-like. Gene Ontology annotation, molecular function: G protein-coupled receptor activity. The coding region runs from base 1 to 948 and encodes 315 amino acids. NCBI's taxonomy places the organism in Eukaryota, Metazoa, Chordata, Amphibia, Anura, Bufonidae. Gene Ontology annotation, biological process: cellular response to fatty acid; G protein-coupled receptor signaling pathway. The record is from RefSeq and is a predicted model, not a curated record. The transcript has a single exon. Gene Ontology annotation, cellular component: plasma membrane.
AUGUCUUCUGUCAUUUAUACUCCACUCGUCCUCUCUGUCUAUAUCUUGGCCUUUGUAACAGGAGUGCCUUCCAACCUCUUAGCGUGUCACACCUUCUUGGUCAGGGUUCGUCAGAAGCCAUCUCCAUGUGGACUGUUCCUACUCAACCUCACCAUCUCUGACUUGCUCUUUGUUUGCAUCCUUCCUUUUAAGAUGGUAGAAGCUGCUUAUGGCAUGACCUGGCCUAUGCCACGUUUUCUUUGCCCCAUUGUAGUAUGGGUGUACUACUGCACCAUAUACGUCAGCACACUAUUCCUAACAGCCGUCAGUAUUGAGAGGUAUCUUGGAGUUGCUUACCCACUGAAGUACAAAGUCAACAGGAAAACUGUGUAUGCGGCCUGGAUCUGUGUGUUUAUCUGGGGGUUCAGUGCCCUACAUGGCUGCAUCAGUUUUAUCGUUAUCACCGUCUUGCCCAGUAAUGACAGUCAACCAGACCAAUGCUAUCAAAGUUUUUCAGAGGAACAGGGGAAACUUGUAUUGCCGUUUAGACUAGAAAACAGCCUUUUACUGUUCUGUAUUCCAUUCAUAAUAACCAUCUUCUGCUAUUUCAACUUUAUUAAAUUGCUCUUGUCCAUGCCCAAUAUAGAAAGAAGGAAGAAGUCUCGAGCUAUAUGUUUAGCGCUGGCCACACUCUUCAAUUUCAUGCUAUGCUUCGCUCCAUAUAAUAUUUCCCAUAUCGUAGGGUUCAUUCAAAGCAAGAGUCCACGUUGGAGAGUUUAUGCUCUACUCUUGACCACACUCAAUGCGUGUAUUGAUCCCGUAAUAUUCUAUUACUCCUCUACUGCUGUACAGAGGACAUUUCUAAAAUUUCUACAAGGUAUGAAGAGAAAACUGUGUAAGCGAAAUGGCAAUAAAGCUCAGUUAAGUGAGACUGAGGCAACCUGCAACAAUGAUGGGACAUCUAUCUAG